AUGAGAAGACCUUUGACAGCGAAUACAAUACUGUCAGCGCUGGUCGAUCAAGGUGUGGACGCGUCGUUUGUGAGGACAUUGGCCAAUUGCUACGAUCGAUGUACGACUAGGAUACAGCUUUUCCACCGCCCUCUCACCAUACCCAUUGGAAAGGGGGUACGACAAAGCGAUACUAUAUCGCCAAAGCUGUUCACGGCUGCAUUGCAAUGGAUAAUGAAAUCACUUUCCUGGGAAGAAAGGGGCAUACGUGUUGAUGGAAGAUUUCUUUCGAACCUUCGUUUUGCGGACGACAUCGUUCUCUUUUCGAGCAGUACCAGUGAAGCAGAAACGAUGCUCAACGAAUUGAACGAAGCAGGGAAGAGAAUAGGACUACGAAUAAACAGAAAGAAGACACAGUUCAUGAAGAACGCCCACUGCGAGGACGGAAGAGUACAACUUGAAGGCACCCAAAUCGUGGAAACUUCGUCAUACGUAUACCUCAGGCAUUCUAUGAACAUGGAAAACGACUUGAAGGAAGAACUGAAUAGAAGAAUGAGAGCAGCAUGGGCAGCAUUCGCAGCCGUCAGGGAAGCUACGGACCAACUGACGGACCAAGAUCUUCGUGCCCAUCUGUUCAGGGAAGAGAAUAGGACUACGAAUAAACAGAAAGAAGACACAGUUCAUGAAGAACGCCCACUGCGAGGACGGAAGAGUGCAACUUGA
Molecule: messenger RNA, 702 nt
Organism: Necator americanus (New World hookworm)
Lineage: Eukaryota; Metazoa; Nematoda; Chromadorea; Rhabditida; Ancylostomatidae
Exons: 1
Coding region: 1-702 (233 amino acids)
Source: RefSeq, a predicted model, not a curated record